This is a messenger RNA of Acanthocheilonema viteae, 1611 nucleotides long. The record is from the annotation of a GenBank genome assembly. NCBI's taxonomy places the organism in Eukaryota, Metazoa, Nematoda, Chromadorea, Rhabditida, Onchocercidae.
AUGAAAAUAUUUUACUAUAUUGAAACAUUGUUGUUUACUGUGGCAUUUGGUCAACAGCCCAUAUUUAUGCAAAACUGCGAUGAAGCACCAACGCCCGAAGCGCGACAUGUAUGCUUAACGCUGCAGCAAAUGGCUCGUAAUUCGAGGCGUGAAAUGGCAAUAAAUCAAAGAGUUCCGCCAACUCCACCCCAAUUUCUUCAGCCGGCGCCGUUGAAUCCGCUUGCAAGAGGACCUCAGAACCAAUGCAUACUACCGGAUGGUCAGCUUUUGACCAUGGGAUAUCGCAAGGAGUACAGAAUGCUUACUGAGAAUGAACGUUUAAGAUUUUUCAAUGCAAUAACAAUGCUAAAACGAAGCGGUGAAUAUGAUCGCAUGAGCUCCGAGCAUCAGAUGGUGGGCCAAGGCAGUGGUGCACAUUCAGGGCCCGGAUUUUUGCCGUGGCAUCGCGAAUUUUUAAAACGGUUUGAAAUUGCGCUUCGUCUAAUUGAUCCGCAAGUGUCACUACCAUAUUGGGAUUCUGUUAUGGAUCAAUAUUUGCCGGAUCCAAGGGAUUCAAUCUUUUUUAGCCCGUAUUUUAUGGGUGAAACGGAUCAAUUCGGUAACGUAGUCACUGGGCCGUUUGCUUAUUGGAGCACUAUCGAUGGUAGAACAGCUAUUCUUCGAGCACUUGGUGAGAAAGGAAAGUUGUUUACCGAAUAUGAUAUUAUCGAAAUCUUGUCACAAGUGUCAAUUGAGCAAAUUAUGGCUUAUACUGCACCAUUGAAUGGCUGUCCAUAUCCGCCAGCAUUUUCUGCUAUUGAAUAUACACAUUCAUUUGUCCAUCUUUGGAUAGGUGGACAUAUGGAACCACCAGAACUAUCCUCUAAUGAUCCCGUUUUUUAUGGCCUUCAUACAUUUGUUGAUUUAAUCUGGGAGUUAUGGAGACAAAGCCGACAAUCACACUGGGCACGAGAAAAUCAAUAUUCGCAAGAUAUUGAGGAAUGCACCGAUCCACAGCACUUCAGCUAUGCAGCCAUGCGACCAUUUAAUUUAAUCAAUCGCGAUGGUUUAUCAAACCUGUACACUGAACAAAUGUAUCGGUUUGCUCCACGGCCAGGUUGCAGCUUCGAGAUACCAAAUUGUGGAUCACCUUAUCUCUUCUGUGAUAUGCGAGUGUCACCACAUUGUGUAUCCAAAAUCAAACUCGGUGGCAUUUGUACGGGUUUCGAGGGACUCGAUGCCUGUUUCAACGGUAUAUGCGUAGCAGGACGAUGUAUUCCGGGCACUAUGCCAGCUCCUUUCGUACCACAAACUGAAUUACCGCCAGUCUUGGUUGGUGAAAUUACUCGGCAACACGUAACCCGACAAUUUAAUGAUUGUUUUAAUCGAAUGCCAUGCUGUGAGCAAUGGGCUAAAGAAGAAUGUAAUGAUCGGCACGUAUCCUGCAAGCAAUGGAAACGUGAGAAUAGGUGCUUCGGAACUUCCAAUGAUUUUAUGGCUGAGAAUUGUCGCUUAUCGUGUCAGUUGUGUGGAACGCCAAAAAAUACGAAUUGUGAAAGGCUUAAAGUUGUAAGUUUUCGAGUUUUACGAAAACAUUUUGAAAUGGUUAUUGAAUUAAGAACAUUUGUAUGA